Messenger RNA from Rangifer tarandus platyrhynchus (Svalbard reindeer), 597 nucleotides. NCBI's taxonomy places the organism in Eukaryota, Metazoa, Chordata, Mammalia, Artiodactyla, Cervidae. The record is from the annotation of a GenBank genome assembly.
AUGUUUUUUUGGCUUAUGUGCUAUCUUGUGGAUGUGUGGCUGAUUUCUGCCUCAGAUGUGGGCCACUGUCCUGACCCCUUGCUGGUGACUGAUGAGUUCAGUUCCUUGGAACCUGUCAAUGUGAAUGACACUAUCAUGUUUAAAUGCAACGAGCAUUGCAUCCUCAAGGGCAGCAAUUGGAGCCAGUGCCGAGAAGACCACACCUGGUUGACUCACGUUCCUGUCUGCAAAAGCAGAGACUGUGGCCAUCCUGAGACUCCAACUCAUGGCUAUUUUGAAGGAAGAGAUUUCAAGUCAGGAUCUACCAUCACUUAUUACUGUGAAGCAAGGUACCGCCUGGUGGGCACACAGCACCAACAGUGUAUCGAUGGGGAGUGGACCAGUACCCCUCCCAUCUGUGAGUUGAUCCAAGAAGCUCCCAAACCAGCUGAGUUAGAGUUGGAGAAGGCAUUUCUUGCCUUUCAGGAGAGUAAGGAACUUUGCAAAGCCAUAAAGAAAUUUACACAAAGAUUAAAGAAAAGUGAUUUAACAGUGGAGAAAGUAAAAUAUUUUCUGGAAAGAAAGAAGGCCAAGUUGAAGGCAAAAAUGUUGCCCUGA